GUGACCAUGAACAUUGAAACAGUCUAGAUUGUAAUUUGUCCACAGAUGGUAAUACUGAUCUAGCAGCAACUACAGGCACUUGAAGACAUUCCCUGUGUGCUUGUCAGAAACAGCUGACUGCUUUUCAUCAGUCGUCAUGUUUCGCAAGGCUGCUUUCUUCUGCUCCCUGCAAGUGGACUGGGAUCUUCUCAGGAGAGCAUCUCAUAUGGCGGCAGUGUUCCACAGAUGUCCUUUCUUCUCCAUUGGACCGGUUGUCCUGCAUUUGGCAGAACACUCAUGGCUGCUGAGCUCUGCUCACAAGUGUCCUGUAAUCAGGCAUCUAGUCUCGGGGCCAUUAGGCCGAGCUCCGUCCUCUUCUUCCUCUUUGUCCAGCUACACGGCAACUGACCCAACAGGUGAAAGCAAGUUGCCUCCUUGCCACAUUAAGCCCCUGGCUGUGGUCUCCAAGUGCCCUUUCUUGGAUGCAGAGAUGGUCCAGACUAGCCAUAACGUAGUGAGGGAGGAUGUCACAAAAACCCAAACUGGAACAUGUGUGGUGGACAAAUCCAUCAUGGACACUAAGAUGACCAGUACACUUGACUUUGUCAAACCCAUGACCUCCAAAGCAUCUCACUUUUUGAAGGAUAACCUUCCUAAAGGUGUGAGCUUCCAGUAUGACGGCUUCUUUGAGGAGAAAAUAAAGGGCAAGAAAAGAGAUCACAGCUACAGAGUUUUUAAGACGCUCAACAGGCGUGCGCCUUCCUUCCCCAUGGCGGUUGACUACUCAGACGGUGUGGGUUUAAAGAAAGACGUGGCGGUGUGGUGCAGCAACGACUACCUGGGCAUGAGUGGCCACCCCAAAGUCACACAGGCCAUGUUGGAGACUUUGCAAAAUCACGGUGCUGGUGCAGGAGGCACCAGAAGUAUCUCCGGGACGAGUCAAUUCCAUGUGGACCUGGAGCUCGAGCUGGCUGACCUGCACGGCAAAGAUGCCGCUCUGCUCUUCACUUCCUGUUUUGUAGCCAACGACUCCACAUUGUUCACCUUGGCUCGGAUGUUGCCAGGCUGCCUGAUCUACUCGGACGCUGGCAACCAUGCUUCCAUGAUCCAAGGCAUCGCCAACAGUGGAGUCAAGAAGUACGUCUUCCGCCACAAUGAUGUCAGCCACCUGCGAGAGCUGCUGGAGAACUCGGACCCUUCUGUCCCAAAGAUCGUUGCCUUUGAGACGGUGCAUUCGAUGGACGGGGCAGUGUGCCCACUGGAGCAACUCUGCGACGUUGCCCACGCUUUUGGUGCCAUCACCUUUGUGGAUGAGGUGCAUGCCGUGGGCCUGUACGGGUCCAGAGGAGGGGGGAUUGGAGACCGAGACCGAGUCACCAACAAGAUGGACAUCAUCUCCGCUACCCUGGGCAAGGCAUUUGGCUGCGCGGGCGGUUACAUUGCAAGCACCGCCGCCCUGGUGGACACGGUGAGGUCCUACGCCGCGGGCUUCAUUUUCACCACUUCUCUACCUCCCAUGCUGCUGGCGGGAGCCAAGGAGUCUGUCAAGGUGCUCAAAAGUGACGAAGGCCGAGUGCUCAGGAGGAAACACCAGAGGAGUGUCAGGCUGCUCCGACAGAUCCUCUUGGACUCGGGUCUUCCACUCGUCCACUGCCCAAGUCACAUCAUUCCUAUCAGGGUGGCAGAUGCAGAGAAGAACACAAAGAUCUGUGACAUCAUGCUGUCUCGUUACAACAUCUACGUCCAGGCAAUCAACUACCCCACUGUGGCCAAAGGGGAGGAGCUACUUCGCAUCGCCCCGACGCCACACCACACCCCCAAGAUGAUGUACGACUUUGUUGACUGUCUGCUGAAAACCUGGACAGAAGUUGGCUUGCAGCUGCAAGCGCACUCGUCAGCCGAGUGCACCUUUUGUCAGCAGCCUCUUCACGUGGGUCUGAUGAGUGAGCGGGAAAAGUCCUACUUUACUGGCCUCAGUCACGUGGUCUCAGCCGCAGGUUAGCAUCCUUGUUAUCCCAGCCAUGUGUAGAAAUAGAUCUUGUGUGCUCGACAUGGAUGCUAUCUGGGCAAAUAAAGUGAAAGUAAAUGUUGGAUUAGGAUUCUGUACAUAUUGAUUAUCUAAAAUACGGCCCAUUAAGAUUUUCAAUCCAGCUUGCCGGACAUGUCCACAUUUUUUUUAAACCUUCAACAUGGAAACUGUAGCCGCCAAUAUGAUGUGCUUUCAGAUUACCGUAAACCUUGAACUAUAGAACGUAUGCCAAUCGCUUUUGAGUGAUAUACGGGUUAUUACAGGCAGAGUGGGUGUUUUGUUUUUUGUUUUUUUUACAAUUAGCCACCCUGAAAGCAGAUUUUACAACAAAGUUCUGCAGAAAAGUGAUGUAUCAGAUUGUAGGUGUUUUUUUCACCCUUUAAGGUGUUCAUAUUUCGCCGUGUUUGUUUCAAAAGAGGAGCGACAUUCAUAUGUUGUUGAUAUUCAGUGUUUUAUCGUCCAUACUUAAUAUUGUA
Messenger RNA from Nerophis lumbriciformis (worm pipefish), 2484 nucleotides. RefSeq names its product 5-aminolevulinate synthase, non-specific, mitochondrial-like. Gene Ontology annotation, molecular function: 5-aminolevulinate synthase activity; pyridoxal phosphate binding. The record is from RefSeq and is a predicted model, not a curated record. Gene Ontology annotation, cellular component: mitochondrial matrix; mitochondrion. Lineage: Eukaryota; Metazoa; Chordata; Actinopteri; Syngnathiformes; Syngnathidae. Gene Ontology annotation, biological process: hemoglobin biosynthetic process; erythrocyte development; heme biosynthetic process.